UAGAAGUAGUAAUAAUUGGGAAAAUAUGGGGGUUGCAUUUAGAAUUUGGAAAACACUGCUCUCUACGGCGACGAAGGGAGGGGAAAUGGCCGGGGGAGCAUCACCGUCAUGCAUCUUCUGUCAAAUCGCCCGCUCUUCCACCUCCACCAUUCUUCUCCACUCCGAUGAGAAGGUUGUUGCUUUCCCAGACAAAAUGCCUUCGGCAUUUAGGCAUUAUUUGGUAAUUCCUACGGAACACAUUCCAACGGUCAAAGACCUCCAGAGGAGAACUGAAGACUUCUCAUUGGUGAGUCACAUGUUAAAUGUGGGGCAAACUCUAUUGCAGAGAGAUGCACCUCAGUCGCAGUACAGAUUUGGCUUUCAUCAACCUCCUUUGAACAGUGUUGACCAUCUCCACCUCCAUUGUUUGGCACUUCCAUUUAUACCAAGAUGGAAGCAUGUAAAGUACAUGUCAUUGGGACCCCUGGGUGGAUUUAUUGAAGCUGAGAAGUUGUUGGAGAGGAUAAAGCCAGUAUCGUCUAUUCCUUCGGAAGUAUGAAAUUAGUCAAUAAUCUUCUGCGUAUUAGACUUCACUCGACCUCAUUUCUCAAUUUUAUGCGAUGUUGUAAUCAAUCAGUUGAUAUAUGCAAAGCAUUUGUAAUCUGGGUUUUCCAGACAAUGGUAGCAAAUAUUGUGAUGCGCGCUUGCUCAUCUUAACACAUUAAUCUUGUGGAAUUCCCUUUUCAGCCGAAUGCAUGAUAUCAAGAUGCUUUGCGUUAUCUGCA
Messenger RNA from Rhododendron vialii, 764 nucleotides. Its product is annotated as bifunctional adenosine 5'-phosphosulfate phosphorylase/adenylylsulfatase HINT4. NCBI's taxonomy places the organism in Eukaryota, Viridiplantae, Streptophyta, Magnoliopsida, Ericales, Ericaceae. Bases 26 to 538 code for a protein of 170 amino acids. Gene Ontology annotation, molecular function: catalytic activity. The record is from RefSeq and is a predicted model, not a curated record. The transcript has 6 exons.